This is a messenger RNA of Condylura cristata (star-nosed mole), 6740 nucleotides long. RefSeq names its product widely interspaced zinc finger motifs (gene WIZ). NCBI's taxonomy places the organism in Eukaryota, Metazoa, Chordata, Mammalia, Eulipotyphla, Talpidae. The coding region runs from base 140 to 5803 and encodes 1887 amino acids. Gene Ontology annotation, cellular component: nucleus. Gene Ontology annotation, molecular function: DNA-binding transcription factor activity, RNA polymerase II-specific; RNA polymerase II cis-regulatory region sequence-specific DNA binding. Gene Ontology annotation, biological process: regulation of transcription by RNA polymerase II. The record is from RefSeq and is a predicted model, not a curated record. The transcript has 13 exons.
GCGGCGGUAGCAGCAGCGACGGCCGUACCAAGGAAGGGAGCUCCGUGCCCCGGCGCCCGGCCGGUGGUACCGCUUCCCCGAUCUACUAUGCCUCACUGAGCCUACCUCGUAGCUGAGUGGAGCCAAGCAAAGAGCACCCAUGGAUGGACCCCUGGCAGGUGGCCUGGCUGCCCCUGAUCGUCCUCGUGGCCCUGAGAGACUGCCUGGCCCAGCACCAAGGGAAGACAUUAAAGGUGGAGCUGAGGCUGCUGAGGGGGAAGGUGGCAUCUUUCGAUCCACCUACUACCUGCCUGUCACCAAGGAGGACCCCCAGGAAAUUCUGGAUGGCAGAGGUGGCAUUUCCGACGGGCAGCCCCAUCCCGGCCUCAGCGAAGCCCUCCCCCGUGCCACCUCCGCCACCCAUCGGAUCAGCAGCUGCUGCUGGGAUGGAGGCAGCCUAGACUUCCGGCCGGGCUCCCCACUACCCCAUCUUCUGGGCCACUUUUCUGGUCCACCUGAUGGCCAGGGGCCCUGGGAGCACCCUCUGGUCCAGGAGGCCAGGGAGAGCAUCCCAUCUGAGCAGAGGUUUGAGGACUCAGUCAUUGUAAGAACUGUGAAGACCCAUCCUGAGCUUGAGGGCUCUAGAAGGUUCUUGCAUCCCCAGUGUGAACCGAAGAUCUUGGAGAAGGUCUCCCGGGGCCUCCCCAGGUUGGACUGGCUCCCAGAUGGAGAUGAGCAGCCUCCACCUCAGGAUAUAGGGCUACACCUGGACCUGCCAUCUCAGCCACAGCCCCUUACCUCCUUCCGGACUGUGCUAGUGCCAGUAGAGGAUUCCACUAAGACACUGGAUGUAGUGGCAGCUGGCACCAGAGAGCACCUGAUGGACCUUGAAGGGCUAGCCCAGCAAUCUGAUGAGUGGGAUCUUCCCAGGUCAGCCUUAGAGGUGGCCACACAGACCUGGACAGUGAAUUCAGAGGCAUCUGUGGAACGACUUCAGCCACUGCUGCCCCUGGUCCGAACAGGACCAUACCUAUGCAAGCUGCUGGAAGAGGUGGCGGAGGGGGCAGCCAGUGAAGAUGAGGAUGAGGAUGAGGAGCCUGCUGUGUUCCCCUGUAUUGAGUGUAGUAUCUACUUCAAGCAGAAGGAGCACCUGCUGGAGCAUAUGAGCCAGCACCGCCGAACCCCAGAUCAGGAGCCCCAAACUGACCUAGCCCCAUUGGCCUGUGGAGAGUGUGGCUGGGCCUUCACUGACCCAGCAGCCCUUGAGCGGCACCGGCAGCUGCAUCAGGCAUCCCGGGAGAAGAUCAUCGAGGAGAUACAGAAGCUGAAGCAAGUUCCAGGAGAUGAGGGCCGGGCGGCAAGGCUGCAGUGCCCCAAGUGCAUCUUUGGCACCAAUUCCUCCAAGGCCUUUGUACAGCAUGCCAAGCUGCACGUGCGCCAGCCGCAGGGCCAAGCAGCCAAGGAGCCUUUUGGGGGCAGCAGUGGGACAGGCAGCCCAGGCCCUGAUGUUACCACCCUCACCUAUCAACCCUACCAGGGUUCCUCGGGCCUCAGUGCCUGUGUUUUCUGUGGCUUCCCCGCACCCAGUGAGAGCCUGCUCAGGGAGCAUGUGAGACUUGUACAUGCCCGUCCCCGCUGGGAGGAGGAUGGCGAGGCUUUGGAUGAGGACCCUGCCAGCCAGCCGGGUACCAGCCAGGAUGUGUAUGCCCGCUUCUCCACUGAAGACUACUUUGGCAAAGCUGAGCCACUCUUGGCCCCCACGUGGCGGGAGAAACCUGCUGGAUACAACCCCAGUCUGGCCUUUGGCCCAGGCUGCCAGCAGCUGGGCUUGAGGGAUUUCCCACUGUCAAAGCCUCUCCUUCCACAUGGCUUGGGCCAGAGGCCCCUAGGAAGCCCAGCCUUUUCCUCACCAAUAGCAUCUUCCCCCUAUUCCUUACAGCCCAGUAGAAGCAGAAGCAGUGUCCACCCACAGGGUCUCCCAGCCCAAAUGGAGGACCGGAGAUACCCUUGGAGUGAAGAAGAGGAAGAGGACAUACCACUGGUAUCAGAAAUGGACUUUUCCCCAGAAAAUGGCACCUUUCCACCCCAACUUGCCCCUGGCCUCAUCCCCCAACCAGCCUUGGCAUUGAAGCAAACUUUCCAAGAAGCCCUGAGGGCAGCUGAGGCCUCACAGGAACAGCAGCAGCAGCUCUGCAGAAUGGUGCCAGUGGUGCUGGUUGCAAAGCUGGGGUCACAGGUGAUGGCUGCUACAGCCAGGAUGCCUCCAAGGCUGCAGCCUGAGGAACUGGGGCUGGGGGUUACCCACCCAUUGGACUUCCUACUCCUGGAGGCACCACUAGGUGGCCCACUGGGACUGGACACACUCCUGGAUGGGGACCCAGCAGUGGUACUGAAACAUGAGGAGCGGAAAUGCCCUUAUUGCCCAGAUCGCUUCCACAAUGGCAUCGGCUUGGCCAACCAUGUUCGGGGCCACCUGAACCGUGUGGGAGUCAGCUACAACGUCCGACAUUUCAUCUCUGCUGAGGAGGUGAAGGCCAUCGAACGCAGGUUCUCCUUCCAAAAGAAGAAGAAAAAAGUGGCGAACUUUGACCCGGGCACCUUCAGUCUGAUGCGCUGUGACUUCUGUGGGGCUGGCUUUGACACCCGGGCUGGCCUCUCCAGCCAUGCCCGGGCCCACUUGCGGGACUUCGGCAUCACCAACUGGGAGCUCACCGUCUCACCCAUCAACAUCCUACAGGAGCUGCUAGCCACCUCCUCUGCUGAGCAGCCUCCCAGCCCCCUGGGCCAUGAGCCUGAAGGGCCACCUGGUGGCUUCCUGACUUCCCGCCGGCCCCGCUUAUCUCUCACAGUGCCCUUUCCACCUACCUGGGCUGAGGACCCUGGGCCAGCAUAUGGAGAUGGCCUAGGUUCUGAGGAAAACACAAUGGUGGCCAUGGACUUGGGUUCCCCCCCGCUCCCCAAGAAGAGCCUGCCUAUCCCUGGGCCCCUGGAGCAGGUGGCCAAUCGGCUGAGUAGCAAAGUGGCUGCAGAGGUUCCUCAUGGCAGCAAGCAGGAGCUGCCGGACCUCAAGGCUCAGAGCCUGACCACCUGUGAGGUCUGCGGCGCCUGCUUUGAGACACGGAAAGGCCUGUCUAGCCAUGCACGCUCCCACCUGCGGCAGCUGGGGGUUGCUGAGUCAGAGAGCAGUGGCGCCCCCAUCGACCUCCUCUACGAGCUUGUGAAGCAGAAAGGCCUGCCUGACACCCACCUUGGGCUGCCCCCAGGUCUGACCAAGAAGACCAGCUCUCCAAAGGAGGUGGUUGCUGGGGCCUCCCGGCCAGGCCUACUCACCUUGACCAAACCCCUGGAUGCUCCUGCAGUCAACAAGGCCAUCAAGUCUCCUCCUGGCUUCUCAGCCAAGGGUCUGGGUCACCCACCAAGUUCCCCACUCCUCAAGAAAGCACCGCUGGCCCUGGCAGGCUCCCCCACCCCCAAGAAUCCUGAAGACAAGAGCCCCCAGCUGUCCCUGAGCCCCCGGCCGGCUUCCCCAAAGGCACAGUGGCCCCAGUCUGAGGACGAGGGGCCUCUGAACCUCACUUUAGAUAGUGCCGGGGGCAGAGAGCUGGACUGCCAGCUGUGCGGUGCCUGGUUUGAGACCCGCAAGGGCCUGUCCAGCCACGCCCGCGCCCACCUGCGCCACCUGGGCGUCAGCGACCCGGACGCCAAGGGAUCCCCCAUAGACGUGCUCCACGGGCUCAUCAGGAGGGACGGCGUCCAGAUCCGCCUCCCAACAGGGCGCGGCGCCCUGGCCCACCUGGGUCGCCCUCCUCUGGCCUCCGCGGCCUUCUUGCUCCCCCCCCCACCGCCGGCCAAGAAGGCCAAGCUGAAGGCCGCGGGUAUGGCCAACCCCUGGGGGAAGCAGGACCUCUCGGCCGCUGCAGCCGCUGGCAUUUUCUGGGCCUCUGAUGUGGAGCCAUCUCCUCUCAACCUCUCCUCAGGCCCAGAGCCAGCCCGGGACAUCCGCUGUGAGUUCUGCGGUGAGUUCUUUGAGAACCGCAAGGGCCUAUCCAGCCAUGCACGUUCCCACCUGCGGCAGAUGGGUGUGACUGAAUGGUACGUCAAUGGCUCACCCAUCGACACACUGAGGGAGAUCCUCAAGAGACGGACCCAGUCCCGGCCUGGAGGACACCCCAACCCACCAGGGCCUAGCCCAAAAACCCUGGCCAAGGUGGUGGGCAGUGGAGGUCCUGGCAGCUCACUGGAAGCCCGCAGUCCCGCAGACCUUCACAUCUCACCCCUGGCCAAGAAGUUGCCACCGCCACCAGGCAGCCCCUUAGGCCACUCACCAACUGCCUCUCCUCCUACGGCCCGGAAGAUGUUCCCAGGCCUGGCUGCACCCUCCCUGCCUAAGAAGCUGAAGCCUGAACAAAUGCGGGUGGAGAUCAAGCGGGAGAUGCUGCCAGGGGCCCUUCAUGGGGAACCUCACCCAUCUGAGGGUCCCUGGGCGGCACCUCGGGAAGACUUGACCCCUCUGAACCUAUCGUCCCGGGCAGAGCCAGUGCGUGAUAUCCGCUGUGAGUUCUGUGGCGAGUUCUUCGAGAACCGCAAGGGUCUGUCGAGCCACGCGCGAUCCCACCUGCGGCAGAUGGGUGUGACCGAGUGGUCUGUCAAUGGCUCGCCCAUUGAUACGCUACGGGAGAUCCUCAAAAAGAAGUCCAAGCCAUGCCUCAUCAAGAAGGAGCCACCUGCUGGAGACUUGGCCCCUGCCUUGGCUGAGGACGGCCCCCCCACAGCGGCCCCAGGGCCCAUGCAGGGGCCCCUGCCACUGGCGCCUAUGGCUGGCCGGCUGGGUAAACCAGGAGCUGGCCCAGCCCAGGUUCCCCGUGAGCUCAGCCUGGCACCCAUAACUGGUGCCAAGCCCUCAGCCACCGGCUACCUGGGCUCAGUGGCAGCCAAGCGACCCUUGCAGGAGGACCGCCUCCUCCCGGCAGAGGUCAAGGCCAAGACAUACAUCCAGACUGAACUGCCCUUCAAGGCAAAGAGCCUACAUGAGAAGACCUCCCACUCCUCCACUGAGGCCUGUUGUGAGUUGUGUGGCCUUUACUUCGAAAACCGCAAGGCCCUGGCCAGCCACGCAAGGGCACACCUGCGGCAGUUUGGUGUGACAGAGUGGUGUGUGAACGGCUCACCCAUUGAGACACUCAGCGAAUGGAUCAAGCACAGGCCCCAGAAGGUGGGCGCCUACCGCAGCUACAUCCAGGGCGGCCGCCCCUUCACCAAGAAGUUCCGCAGUGCUGGCCAUGGCCGCGAUGGUGACAGGCGGCCGCCCCUGGGGCUGGCACCUGGGGGCCUGGCCAUGGUGGGCCGCAGUGCCGGGGGUGAGCCAGGGCCCGAGGCAGGCCGAGCAGCCGACAGUGGUGAACGGCCUCUAGCAGCCAGUCCACCAGGCACAGUGAAGGCUGAGGAGCACCAACGGCAAAAUAUCAACAAGUUUGAACGCCGACAAGCCCGCCCUCCAGAUGCCUCUGCAGCCCGGGGAGGUGAGGAGGCCAAUGACCUGCAGCAGAAGCUGGAGGAGGUCCGGCAACCCCCACCCCGGGUUCGGCCGGUUCCCUCCCUGGUACCCCGACCCCCCCAGACUUCACUUGUCAAGUUUGUUGGCAACAUCUACACCCUGAAGUGCAGGUUCUGUGAGGUGGAAUUCCAGGGGCCCCUCUCCAUCCAAGAGGAAUGGGUGCGGCACUUACAGCGGCACAUCCUGGAGAUGAAUUUCUCCAAAACGGACCCCCAACCCGACGAGCCCCAGGCACUGCAGGCACAGACAGCGGCAGCUGAGGCACCCUAACACAGAAGCAUUCCAGAUCUCCUCUUGUGCCACCUUCGUCUCCUCUUCCUCCCUCUGUUCCCUCUUUCUUUUCCGUUUCCAAAGGAGCAAGCCAGAACCUCAAACCGGCACCUGUUGGGGCCGGGCACACUACAGCCGGGGCAUCCUUACCCCAGCCUGAGGACACUGGGGCCACAGGGCAACUUCCUCCAGCCCACCCUCACCCAUUCCAGCAGGGGCAAUGGCCAGGUCUCUGGUCACAGGGGAGGCAGGCCAGCAUGCCCCUAUGUCUAGCAGCCAGAUAGGGCUAUGUUUGCCAUCUGUGGCCAUUUGCAAAGACCCCAAAGACCCCUGUCCUGGUUCCCUUUUGCCCUGGUUAAUAUCCUCUCACAUGCACGCUCAUGCGAACACAGACACGCACACACCUCGUGAGACCCGGGAUCUGCCCCAGCCCCCCAGUUCCUGAGUUGAACAACCACACGUCAUGCCACGGUGCUUGCUCAGGGGAAGGCACACUCCCUUUGCAGGCCUGAUAGGGCCAGGGAGCUCCCCACUGAGUCCACAAUGCCACGGAAAUCCUGUUGACCCCCCAGGGGCCUUCCCGGCUGGGAAGAGCUCAGAGCUGACAGCUGCCUCCUGCCAUGUCAAGGCCCCCCAGAGCCCCUGGACUCCAGAGCCCAGGAAGGGGUGGGGGUGGGAUUCUUCUCCCCCCACCCCUAUUCCCUUCCCUCUUUUCACUGUUGCUUUCUAUGUAUAGCUCCCUAGACCUUUCACUUUUUUAAAAACGCGUUUUGUGUAGAGAAUAAGGAACGUGAAUCUUUUUAUUUUGCAACCCUGGGCCAGCUAGAAACUGGGAGUCGAUUGACCUUUUAACUUUUUUCAGUGGCCACAUUUUGGUUAUCGAUGUACCUAGAAGUAUGUAAAUUAGAUUAAAUUUCUCUUCUGGAAACACCCCGGG